UCUCGAUCUGCUUCGCCUUACUCGCCCACCUCGCCGUCGACCCACGCCCGCCUCCAAUGCCGCCGGCGAGGAGCCCGGCCGCGGGGCUGGGCCGGCGCGGCGUCCCACUCCUCCUCCUCCUGCCGCUGAUACUUCUCCUCCAUCUGACCUCCUCGCCCCGCGCCCUCCCGGCCCUCCGCAGGCCCUCCCAGGCCUGCGACUACUCCGCCGGCGAGUGGUUGCCGGACGCCUCCGCGGGACUCUCCCUCCGCUACGACCACACCUGCAGGGAGAUCUUCAAGGGGUGGAACUGCGUCGCCAACGGCAAGGCCAACGGCCGCGCCCUGCUCCGCUGGCGGUGGAGGCCAUCCUCCGGGUGCGAACUUCCCCGGCUCGACCCGCUCCGGUUCUUGGAGGGCCACAGGGACACCAACAUUGGAUUUGUGGGUGAUUCGUUGAAUCGCAAUAUGUUUGUCUCGUUGGUCUGCAUGCUCAGGGGAGUGAGCAGGGAUGUUCGCAAGUGGCGUCCAGCAGGGGCAGACCGUGGCUUCACCUUCCUACGCUAUAACCUCACCGUGGCAUACCACAGGACAAAUCUCUUGGUACGCUAUAGUAGGUGGUCAGCCAGUCCAAAUGGGGGCCCUCUAGAAUCUCUUGGAUACAAACAAGGUUACAGAGUUGAUGUUGAUGUAACUGACCAAACAUGGGCAGAGGCAUCUAGCUUCCAUGAUAUUCUUAUUUUCAACACUGGGCAUUGGUGGUGGGCCCCUUCAAAGUUUGAUCCAAUACAGUCGCCAAUGCUGUUCUUUGAGAAAGGGAAGCCAAUUAUACCCCCUUUACUUCCACCUGCUGGACUGGAUUUGGCUCUUCAACACAUGAUAACAUUUGUGAACAAAACAAUGAGACCAAAUGCGGUGAAAUUCUUCCGCACUCAAUCUCCUCGACAUUUUGAAGGUGGUGACUGGAAUGAAGGUGGAUCUUGUCAACGUAACCAGCCCUUAUCCUCAGAAGAGGUGGAAGAAAUUUUCUCUUUGGACAAUAACGGCACAAAUGUAGAAGUACGCUUGGUAAAUCAACACUUGAUGAAGGCCCUUAGACAGUCUACUUUCAGAGUUUUGGACAUUACUCGCAUGAGUGAAUUCAGAGCUGAUGCUCAUCCUUCAACAACUGGCGGGAAAAAGCAUGAUGAUUGCAUGCAUUGGUGUUUGCCAGGACCAACGGAUACAUGGAACGAUUUGCUAGCAGCAAAUCUUGAGGAUGUUGAGAGCUAGUCUGAUAGAAGUCCAGAACUUGCCUGAGAAAUUCUCCCUAUCUUUUUUUAGGGGACAUGAAUAUGAAGCAUCAUUUCAUUGGUAAAAUAGAGUUCUAGAAUAGCUAGCUGGUAGUAUUCUUUGCAGCUUGUUCAUAUGGGUGAGAGCGUUCUUUCCACAAUGCCACUAGGCUUGAGGACCCUGUAAAUUUAACCUCAUUGAAGAGUUGUGCUGAUAUACAAAUGCUCAAAUAGGUAAUUCAUUUUGUUUAUUAAAAACUGUUGUUUGCAAGUGUAAACUUAAUGAAAUAUGCGAUGCUUUCUCC
Phragmites australis (common reed) is the source of this 1554-nucleotide messenger RNA. Its product is annotated as protein trichome birefringence-like 13. Lineage: Eukaryota; Viridiplantae; Streptophyta; Magnoliopsida; Poales; Poaceae. Gene Ontology annotation, cellular component: Golgi apparatus. The record is from RefSeq and is a predicted model, not a curated record. Gene Ontology annotation, molecular function: O-acetyltransferase activity. The transcript is spliced from 6 exons. Bases 57 to 1250 code for a protein of 397 amino acids.